AUGGAGAUGGUGGCUCCUUCCAGCCAUACGACACGUAACAUAUUAGGGAUGAUAACAGUCAGGAACACAAUUUCAUUGAGCGAAAAUUGCUGGAGGAAGAAGUACAUGGGGGAAUGUAGUUUUGCCCUGGUUGACACCAAUACGAUGAUCAUAGAGUUUAUGAUUUCUAGUUCUUCACCAUCACUAACUGAAGCGAAAAGGAAAAUUCUCAAGCUCCUGAACUUUGACAGAAAAUCUUCACAACCAAAUGUUGAAAAAGGUAUCAUAAGCUUCUACAUGAAAUGGGGUCUCUACAUUGACAAACUAGACCAGAGAACUCAGGAUCAGAUCUUCAAAGUGUCUGUUGUUGACAUUCUAAUGACCACAGACAUUAUCCCUAAUUUACUUUAUAUUAUAUUACAUGAAGGUGGCACCAUUUCUAUUCCUGCCUGUAUAUUACAAUUUAAUGUGUUUGCUCAUUCAGUGUCAUUAGAGUGUCUCAUCCUCAUGGUGAUGUCAUAUGACCGAUAUCUGGCUAUCUGUCACCCACUGCGAUAUAACGCUAUCAUCAACAAAGCAUUUUGUGUGAAAUCUGUCAUUGCAUCGUGGUUGAUGAGUUUCUUGGUGCCAUUGUUCAUUGAAAUAGAUCUAUACAAAUUAGUCUUCUGUGGACCAAAUGUUAUUGACCAUUUCUUCUGUGACUUACCUCCUAUUCUAGAGCUUUCUUGUUCAGAUACUUCACUUAUUCCCAUUCAUACAACUUUAGUUGGCCUUAUUGGUGUGGUAUGUCCAUUUAUAACAAUCAUUGUUUCUUAUGUGUUCAUCAUCACCACCAUCCUAAACAUCCGCUCCAUCAGCGGGAGACAGAAAGCCUUCUCCACCUGCAGCUCCCACCUGACUGUUGUGUGUAUAUAUUUUGGAACUCUACUUUCUGUGUACAUGGUCCCAGCCAAAGGACAACUGUUGGCUACAAGUAAGAUAUUGUCGCUGCUUUACACUGUGGUGACACCUCUGCUUAAUCCAUUCAUUUACAGCCUGCGGAACAAAGACUUCAAGGAGGCCUUUGAGAAACUGAAACAUUAUUUGAUUUAA
Molecule: messenger RNA, 1071 nt
Organism: Pseudophryne corroboree (corroboree frog)
Lineage: Eukaryota; Metazoa; Chordata; Amphibia; Anura; Myobatrachidae
Product: olfactory receptor 5P56-like
Exons: 3
Coding region: 1-1071 (356 amino acids)
Biological process (GO): G protein-coupled receptor signaling pathway
Cellular component (GO): membrane
Molecular function (GO): G protein-coupled receptor activity; olfactory receptor activity
Source: RefSeq, a predicted model, not a curated record